CCAACAAAAUAAUCGCCCACUGUUUUCUUCUUCCUCCUUCUCCCAUGGCGCCAACCCAUACCAUAUCGAUCCUCAUAACCCGCGUAAACGCAGAGACGGCUGUAGAUUGACCAUCUCUAAUCGACAGCUCGUUCUAUCGAUUCUUUCCGGUAACGAAAUCUUUCUUCUUCUUCCUCUUGGAAAUUUUUCUGUGCUGGUUUCUGUUUCAGGAUUGUAGUUUCGAUUUUCAUCUUUUCUCUGUAACCUAACAACCAUGAGUUCGAUCACAUCCUUUAGAAAUGCUUCUCCGUACUAUAACUGCUUCUCGAAAUCAUCGAAACGCUAUAAUCGUUCGAACAUUGAGUAUCAAUCGAAACUCGUGAUUGGGAAUGUGAAAUACUUCCGGUUCAAAUCUCUGAAAUGCAUUCGAUAUUGUGAUUCUGAUUCUAAUUCUGAUUCAAGUUCCUCGAUGAUAAUGCGAUCUCAAAAACCUAGCGGAAUGAUACCUGAACUCGUCGCUGAUAAACUUGAACGGCUUGUGAGUGAAUUCGAGGCUCUUGAAAAGCCGAUUGAUCGAGUGAAGAAGCUUUUGCAUUACGCUACGUUUCUGUCUCCAAUGGAUGAAUCGGCUCGGGUUUCUGAAAACAGAGUCGCAGGAUGUACGGUUGAGGUAUGGUUGGAAGUGAAAAUGGACGAUAAUGGAAGGAUGAGAUUCAAAGCGGACAGCGAUUCUGAAAUUACAAAAGGAUUCUGUUCUUGCUUGAUAUGGAUGCUGAACGGGGCGGAGGCUUCGGAGGUUUUGGCAGUGAAGAUUGAGGAUUUGGCGGCCAUGAAUUUGGGGUCUCCGAUCAAGGCGCAAUCCAGAGUAAAUACUUGGCAAAAUGUGUUGAUUAGUAUGCAACAAAGAACCAGUGAUUUAGUUUCAGAGAAAAAUGGAGAAUCGCCUUAGGAGUUCUUGUUCCUUCCCACUGCCAUUAAUGGCGAAGAUUUUGGUAUAGACAAGCAAGCAA
Messenger RNA from Cucurbita moschata (crookneck pumpkin), 989 nucleotides. Its product is annotated as sufE-like protein 2, chloroplastic. The coding region runs from base 254 to 928 and encodes 224 amino acids. The transcript has a single exon. Lineage: Eukaryota; Viridiplantae; Streptophyta; Magnoliopsida; Cucurbitales; Cucurbitaceae. The record is from RefSeq and is a predicted model, not a curated record.